CCCUUCCAGGUCCUGUGGCUGAAUCCCCCCCCAAAUUUUCCAGUUCCUGGGAGCUGGAGCAGCCAAAUCUGUUGGGAAGGAGGAUGGGGAGAGGCUGGGAGGGUUCCCAGGGCUUUGGGGGGACAGGGGACAGGUUGGGCCCUUUCCCCCCUCUUUGGGAACUCCACUGUUUGUCCUGGGGUGGAAUUUUAUCCCCCAUGUCCUGGGGGAGCAGGAGCUGAACCCCCUCAGGUGCGUCCCAGCCCCAGGUGGAUUUUGGGCAGCAGAGAUUUUCCAACAGAGAGAUUUUUUUUUUUUCCCUUUUUCCAACCUUUGUCUCAUUUCUGCCUUUUUCAUGGAGCAAUGUCCCUAAAUCCCCAUCCCCUCCCUGUUUUGGCCCCCAAACUCCUGUUCCCUCCUUGUUUUUUCCCCUAUUUUCCCCCCCUAAGCCUCCUCCUCUCUUUUUGCCCCCCAAACCCCCUCGUACUCCCCAGUUUGUCCCAGUUUGUCCCCGUUUGUCCCCGUUUGUCCCCAGUUCCCGGUCACUCGGUGCCACGUCAGGGCCUCGUGCUCCAGGGGAUGAUUGUGCCCUGGAGCCCCGGGGUGACUCAGCCCCCUCUGUGUCCCCUCUCUGUGUCCCCACAGAGGUCACAGGGGGUGGCUCCUGUCUUGGGGACCCCCGUGGGGAAGGGGAAGGGGUGACAGUGACCCAUCCCCACCUUGUGCUGCUCCAUCCCCCCCGUCCCCUCUGGGUCUGUCCUUGUUCCCGUGGCUGGAGGGUGACGGUGACAGUGGUGGUGGUGAUGUCGUUGUCCCCAGUGUGACAUGUCUGGGGUGGCUCUGGUGCCACGUGAUGAGGUGACAAUCACUGCAGGAAGCUCCUCCCUCUGCCAGGGACCCCCAGACUGGGCACGGGGGAAGGGGGCAGCCCCGGCUUGGGGACAGAGGGGGGGUCCUGUCCUCCGUGCCUGCUGUCACAGGAUGUCCCCAAACUGCCGUGUCCGGCUGCUCCUGAGGGAAGUGGGUGCUCAACCCUGUCUGAUUUGGACACGGGGAGGGCUUGGGCACAGGGUGGGUGUCCCCCAGGGCAGCAGGAUGUCCCCAGGGUGGGAUUCUUGGACAAGAGAGUGGCCCCCAGGGCAGCAGAAUGUCCCCAAGGUGGGAGACCAGGACAAGAGAGUGGCCCCCAGGGCAGCAGGACAUCCCCAAGUUGGGAUGCCAGGACAGGACGGUGUCCCAACUUGGGGCCAGAAUCCUUGGGACAGGAGGGUGUCCCCAGGGCAGGGUGCUGGGAUGGGGGGACAUCCCAGGGAUGGACAGGAGGGUAUCCAGGGACAGGAGAAGGUCCCCGGGACAAGAGGACAUCCCAGGGACAGGAGGGCAUCCCGAGAACCGGAGCACAUCCCAGGGACAGGACCCGCCACAGCCCCGCGCCGGUGCCGGUGCUGACUCAGCCGCUCCCGCAGCAUCACGUGGAGCCGGGGCAGCCCCCUCGUCCCCCUCCCCGUCCCCUCCUUCCCUCCAGCCCAUCCAAACCCGACGCUUGCCAAAAUUUUCCGGCUGCCUCCAAACUUCCUCAAUCCGGGAGCAUAAAAAGCGCAGCGGCCGCGGCUCCCGCAGGCCCCGUCCCGGCGCUCCCACCGACGGCUCCGUGCUCGUGCCCAGGCUGUCCCCAGGAUGUGGUGGCCCGUGCUGCUGGCCCUGCUGGUCCCUGCGGCUCCGGCCCAGCUGCACCCAGAGCAGGAACUGGAUGCGCAGUGGGAGCUGUGGAAAAAAACCCACCACAAGCAAUACAAUGGCCAGGCGGACGAGGUGACGCGGAGGCUGAUUUGGGAGAAGAACCUCAAAUACAUCAACACCCACAACCUGGAGCACUCCCUGGGCCUCCACACCUUCGAGCUGGCCAUGAACCACCUGGGUGACAUGACCAGCGAGGAGGUGGUGAGGACAAUGACAGGGCUGAAGGUGCCCCGAGGUCACCGACGCCACAACGAGACCCUCUUUGUCCCUGACUGGAGCGAGAGAGCCCCAGCUGCCAUGGACUGGCGUAAGAAAGGCUACGUGACCCCUGUCAAGAACCAGGGCCAGUGUGGCUCGUGCUGGGCUUUCAGCUCGGUGGGUGCCCUGGAGGGGCAGCUGAAGAGGAAAACGGGCAAGCUGCUGUCCCUCAGCCCCCAGAACCUGGUGGACUGCGUGGCCAACAACGACGGCUGCGGCGGCGGCUACAUGACCAACGCCUUCGAGUACGUCCGCCAGAACCGCGGCAUCGACUCCGAGGACUCCUACCCCUACAUCGGCCAGGACGAGAGCUGCAUGUACAGCCCCACCGGGAAGGCGGCCAAGUGCCGCGGCUACCGCGAGAUCCCCGAGGGCAACGAGAAGGCUUUGAAGAGGGCGGUGGCCAGGAUUGGGCCCAUCUCCGUGGGCAUCGAUGCCAGCCUGCCCUCCUUCCAGUUCUACAGCCGAGGCGUGUACUACGACGAGAGCUGCAACGCGGAGAACAUCAACCACGCCGUGCUGGCCGUGGGCUACGGGGCGCAGAAAGGCACCAAGCACUGGAUCAUCAAGAACAGCUGGGGCGAGGAAUGGGGCAACAAGGGCUACGUCCUCCUGGCCCGCAACAUGAACAAUGCCUGCGGUGUGGCCAACCUGGCCAGCUUCCCCAAGAUGUGACAACCCCACCCAGCCCUUCCCUAGCCACUGCCCUGCCUCCAGCUUGGCCCCUUCCCACCCAGCCCCAAAGGUGACGGUGCUCCCGGGGGGAAUUCUUUGUUUCCAUGAGAAAUUUCCCCUGGGAAAAGGGAAAUUCACCUGCAGGGAAUGGAGGAUGAGUCCCCUCAACUCUGUUUUCCACACUUUGCCAUGCUGGCUUCUGCAUUCCCAUGAUCUGUGGAGGCCAAUCCACCCAGACAUGCUUCAGGAACCAGGUUCCACACCAGCCUCUGCCUCAGGAGCACUGGGGUGGAGGUGGAGUAUUCCCAAUGGAGAACAAAAAUCCCUCUCCCUCCACCCUGUAUCCCAGUGGAGGCUGCUGAGAGUGACCUUGACUUUAUUUUUCAACUAAAAUUGGGAAUAAGGCU
Molecule: messenger RNA, 3059 nt
Organism: Melospiza georgiana
Lineage: Eukaryota; Metazoa; Chordata; Aves; Passeriformes; Passerellidae
Gene: CTSK
Product: cathepsin K
Exons: 9
Coding region: 1657-2652 (331 amino acids)
Biological process (GO): immune response
Cellular component (GO): lysosome
Molecular function (GO): cysteine-type endopeptidase activity
Source: RefSeq, a predicted model, not a curated record